CACAUUAUCAAUACCCAUUUAGAAAUAAAAUCUAUCAAAGUAACUCAUUUGUAGUAAUACUUGAAUACGUGAAUCCUUUUAUUAAACCAGUGAUUGACAGGGGCCCUGAGCAGAGAACAGCUCCUGUACAGUCUGCUGAGCUGCAGUGCAGUUAUCUGUCAGGGGACCAGUGAGAACCUCAGGGGAGAGAAUUAUUCAAAUGACCUAAUGUGCAAUAGGUGAACAUGCAACAUCCUGUGUGAACAUCUGCAUCGCGCUGUUUCUGGUCCAGCGUGACCAAUUUAACUUCCUGUGUGUUCACUGCACUUCUGUGCCACGGACGGGUGUGAGGCACAGACACACGGUCGCGCUCGGCAAAUCAGGAUGCUCCUUCUCUGGCUGCUCGUGCUCUGUGGGAGAAUCAACACAGGUACAAGUUCUGACCCGAAGAUGAAACAGACAGCCACAAUGAACUGCACUUUUUCUGCUCAGGGAAAGUCCUGGUCAUGCUCAAAUGGAAGUAAUUACAAAAACAAUGGAGGACACAAAACUUUGACCAUUAACCUGUCGGCUGAGCAAAAUGGUACAAACGUCACCUGUAGGGUCAAUUUAACAGCAGACAUUAAAGCAGAGAAAUCAGACCCUCUGACCCUGACCACAACCCUGACUUCUGACCUGCAAAACUGCACCAGAAAUGAAACACAACCUACGAGCGACUGUACAGCAAAACAUCCAAACAAACCACUAAAUGAAAGCAACUGUGCUGGAAAACCAAGCUGGUCAGAAGCUUCAAUGAUGAUGUUGUUAGAAACUGUCCAAAAACCGGAGGUGAUUUCUGCAUUUUUAAUUGGCUUCCUUCUUGCAACAUUGGUUUCAACAGUCGUUUGCUGUAUGAAGAGAAAAUCCCACAGAAAAAAACUGAAGCGCUAUAGAAAUCUUUCUGAUGCUCUGGAGAUGACUUAUGACCCGGCGGACGCAGGACCAGGAACCAGCGCAGCCGUGAACUCAGAUGUGGAUUAUUCCACCAUCAAAUUCUCUGCAGGGAGAGCAAAGAAGUUGGGGGAGACGACUGAGACGGAGUACGCUGAAAUUAAAAGGGAGGAGACGGUGCAGGAGGAGGAUGAGGGGGGCAGCCAGGGGGAGGGGGCGAUCCUGGUGGAGGGGGAGGUGGAGGCAGAGAGCGGUGGAAUGAUGGAAGACGAGGAUGCGGCGCUCUGUCCAGAUGUGGAGGUUGCAGUUAGUGAGAACGAGGCGCAGUGUGGAGUAAACAAUGUGCAGAGUCACUUCAGUGACUAAAACAGAAAGCAAGUCAUGUCCUGUUCAAGGUGUCACUUCAGAUAAAACACAGUGGUGUAUUUCAACUUCUCUUACUGUGAGAGGAAGUUUAAAACGAAAUCAAAAUUCAUACUAAAGCAGCCAGAAGGAAAAGGUUUUAAGCAGACUUUUGUAUUGUUUUCAGAAGAACAUGAAGUAAUUUUCUAGAAAUCACAGAAACACUUGAAUGUGUGGCAAGUGGGAAAAUUGUAAGUAAAGUCUGAAAAUGCAUGUGAAUAUCAUCUGUUCUUUCUUGUUAUAUUAUUUUUAGAUAUUGUGUAAUAAACAAAUUGGCCACAUUAAAUAAUUCAGCUGUUUCAGCAUCAGUUUGAAAGUUUGGCUAUUAUAUGUUUUUUAAUAAUCCAUGAACUUCUGGUUCAUUGCUCUUUGUGUAAUGUAUAAUAGUUUUUGUAUGUUAUUGUCUUCAUUCAGAUGCUAUGAUGUAAUUAAACAUUCUUCAGUUGUUCACAAAAAAAAGUCUAAAUCUUUAGCUGCUGACAAGAAAUCACGUGGGAGGAGAAGCUAAAAUAGGAGAAAUACUGCCGGUUUCGAACGUUUUGCAUUGAGGCCUCUGCAGCUGCUCACACAUCGUCUGAACUCUCAGCUUUACUGAUGUGACGCUUCCUCUUUACUGCGUUUGUGUUUAAUGGCAGCUUCAUAAAGUGAAUGAAUAAUGUGUGUCAGUGACGAGAGAAGGACAAAGAGGUUUAGAAGCUGAUGGUCCUGAUGACGCAGAGAUGAGCUGAUGAGACACAGGAUCCUGUGUUGGUAUUUAACUGUUAUGAGACCGAACCCUAUAUUUUUACUACAUGAUCGUUCUUCUGAGCGGUAACAUUCAUUUUGUUGCCAAUAAAUAAAUGUGACCUGUAUUAAAA
Molecule: messenger RNA, 2168 nt
Organism: Betta splendens (Siamese fighting fish)
Lineage: Eukaryota; Metazoa; Chordata; Actinopteri; Anabantiformes; Osphronemidae
Exons: 6
Coding region: 364-1275 (303 amino acids)
Source: RefSeq, a predicted model, not a curated record